AUUCGCACGUUUUGCGUCACCUUUACAUACAAUUAAUAACUCUCCAAGUCCUCUAGAUAAAUACAUGAUAGAAAUUCCAAUUGUUAUUCAAUUAAAUUAGUUCUCGAACUAUUCUGUAUUUUCUCUUCAGGAAAAGCCAAGAACAACCGAUACACCGAAAAAAAAUUGGUAUUCUGAAAUUACGGGCGGAAAUGGAUUGGGUUCGUGGUCAAAAAUUGGGGAAUGGAAGCUUUGGAACGGUGAAUUUAGCCGUAUCCAGAAGCCAGAGCUCUCAAAUUCCACAACUGAUGGCCGUGAAAUCUUGUGGGGCGUCUGUUUCUGAUUCGCUCAUGAACGAGAAAUUGAUCCUCGAUGAGCUUAAAGAUUGCCCAGAAAUCAUUCGCUGCUUUGGGGAAAAUUUUACUGAUGAAAACGGUGAGAAAUUGUAUAAUGUAUUGUUGGAGUAUGCUUCCGGUGGCUCUUUGGCGGAUAAAGUGAAGAAUUGCCGGGAUAAUCGGCUGCCGGAGAGUGAAGUCCGGCGGUAUACAAAGGCUUUACUGAAAGGGCUUAAUUAUAUUCACAAGUUUGGUUUUGUUCAUUGUGAUAUUAAGCUCCAGAACAUUCUUAUGUGCCCAGAUGGUGGUGUAAAGAUUGCGGAUUUUGGCUUGGCGAAGAGAGUUGAAAGACAGAAAGUGGGUGAUUCUGGGUGUGAAUUGAGGGGUACGCCACUGUAUAUGUCGCCGGAGAUGGCUACCGGAAACGAUCAGGGUCCUCCCGCCGACAUAUGGGCACUUGGGUGUGUGGUGGCGCAGAUGGUCAGUGGAGCUUCGCCGUGGAGGUGUUUCGGCUUGGCGGAGCUACUGAUGAGAAUCGGCGUUCAUGGCGAGAAGCCGGAGGUGCCCAGUAAUUUAUCAUCAGAAGGAAAAGAUUUUCUUGGAAAAUGUUUUAUUAGUGAUCCAAGUAAGAGAUGGACGGCUGAGAUGCUUUUAAACCAUUCCUUUGUAGAUGAUCAAGAAUUUGCUGGCACUGUUACAUCAAAAGGUAGUCAUCAUGAAGAUCAUGCCUCGACCUCUCCUAGGUGUCCAUUUGAUUUCCCUGAUUGGACAAUUACAUCUUUGCCCUCGCCGGAAUAUUCCUCAAAAUCUAGCUCAUGGUUUCUUGAAGAGGCAAAUUCGACAACUGGGUCGAAGUCCAUUCCGCCGGCGGAGAGGCUGCAAGGACUAGUGAGCGAUCGUCUGCCUCAUUGGGAUUGGUCCGGUCUAGAUGACUGGCUCACCGUUAGAUGACGUGAAAAUCUUGAUAGAAUAUCAAAUUUUUGUAGAUAUUUUUCUCUAUGCCUGAUUUUUUCUUUGUACAUAAAAUUGAUAGAAAAAUGAUUAUUCCAUGUUUAUAUGGUUGAACACUCUUGAUAA
Molecule: messenger RNA, 1391 nt
Organism: Olea europaea var. sylvestris
Lineage: Eukaryota; Viridiplantae; Streptophyta; Magnoliopsida; Lamiales; Oleaceae
Product: mitogen-activated protein kinase kinase kinase 18-like
Exons: 1
Coding region: 192-1265 (357 amino acids)
Biological process (GO): protein phosphorylation
Molecular function (GO): ATP binding; protein kinase activity
Source: RefSeq, a predicted model, not a curated record